AUGUGUUGGGAAGAGCUGGAACGAGCUAUCCAAAGCGAUACUGGCAACAAAAAGUCUAGCUUUAUCCACCAAUGGCGAUCGCGCAGGGAGUUGGACCUAAACAAUUACAAGCGUUUACCAUCACACAGGCAGGUCUCUAGGCUGUUUAAAACCAUCCAGAAUAGCUCUGUAGACUACAAGUGGGCGGCUGUUGACCUUGUGGUGGAGUGUCUGAGCGGAUCAAACCAAGCGUCAGAAUUUGAAUAUGCAAGGAUCGGAAUUUGGCGCGAGCUGAUGAAUCUUUCAAUCUGGGAAAACCCUACCCUUUUCGAGCCACGCAUAUUUCGAACGUUACUGGAUUUGAGUACAAGUUGCGACACACCAGAUGCCUGGAAAAGUAUUGCGCUGAUACUCGGGAUUGCUACCAGACACAAAGACCGCUCCAUACCAAUACUGGCAUCGCAUUUGCAAAUGGGGUACCGUUGUAGUCUUUCUCGCAAGCUGGAUAAAUCAUCAGACUUUCAAUUCGCCAUGUAUAUGGUUAAACUGUUAGUAUUGAUAUUCCCCAAAAUUCCAAUGACACCUGUUGAACCGGACCAGGAGACGGGCCCCCAGUUCUGGGAUGAUUCGCGUAGAAAUAAAGCUUUCUUUAACGAUCCCAGAUAUCCUAACAAUACGGGUGACGAGAAACACACGCUGACUGAGUUCGUUCAAAAAUGGUUCGGACCGUUCGCAACUGUUGGAGCCGUCAAAUCAUUUCGGUUCACGUCGUUGGCCAACCCGAGCCAGUUAAAGGUAUGCAAAAACGUGGAUUAUUUGCAAUAUACCAGAGACUUGCUAUAUUUUUGGCAGGAUGAUGGAGACGUUGUAGAGUUUGAAGUGAAGAAUUUUGAUAGCAGCGUCACACCCACUGGAAUCUUCAGACUGAAGCUCAAAGAUUAUACAGGUAUCUCGUAUUUCCCAUAUGGCCAAAAAUCGACCAAAUCUUGGACAUCUGCAGCCCUUUUUGUUCUGGAGUUAGUUGACGAGACCUUCGCAAUAAAAGCGACAAAAAGCUGUCGUAAAUGCAAGGUGAGUGAAGCAUCUUCGUUUAUUUCUUUGAAUGUCAAUACAUCGAGCUCUGGCCAAACCAGCGAGUCACAAUCUUUCGCAUCUGCUCCCCAAUCUUUAGCAAUGAAAGAAUCGGCAGGGGCCCUUGGAUCGCUUGCUAACACAGAGCCGCCUAAGACAGGCUUAAUCACAAAUUCUCAAAAACAUCAAGUAGCGAGUGCUGUUGAAUUGCCGAGCCCUGUUAGUAAGCUCAAGACCAAACCGCUUAAACUAACUUUUCCAAAAUUCAAAAUAAAGAAGGGCAGCCAGAAUCACGCAGCACCAAUCGAAGAGGACGAGUGGGACUUCGACGCUUCGAGCCGUUCGAUCCAUGGUGAGAAAAUAUUUAUGUCUCCACCACCAGUUGGUAACAACGGAAAGAUGAACAGAGACGUAAAUGCAUAUCCAAAUGAGGAACAAUCGCCAUUGGUAUUAGCACAGAAUCGUAAACAAGCAAGAGCCAAUAAAAAGCUACAAGACCAAACAAAGAGCAAGCACGACACCGAAAACCCCACAUCGAAAUUAUCCAAAUGUGUUUCUCUAGAGGGCGAUUGGCCCAGCACAAAACGGUCUAGUCUAAACCAACAAGUUUCGUCCACGAAGAAGCAAGAAGCUAUGGCCGCGAAAUCCAUCACUAAGCUAGAUAUUCUGCAGUUGGACCGCAUCUUUGGCGAUAUGGAAAAUAAUGCUUCGUGUCCCAAUUUGAAAAGGCUCAAGGGUCCCGUCAAGAUUUUAGAGGAAGCUGUACAUGAAAUUGAAACAGGCGACGAGACUAGAGCAAGUGGUAAAAAGCGGAAACCGGCUAAACCCAUUCGGGAGUGUCCUGUAGGUGAGAAGAAGAGGAGAGUCGAAAAGAGGGCAGACGAGUACGAGACAAGGUCACCAAAAGAGUUACCUUGGCAGUCCAAAGAAUGUGCGGCGGUGACAAUACGCGGAGAGCUUAAAGGCGCUGAAAAAGUCGGGACUGCUGCCGCUGAGUCUACCAAUCUUGAAUCGACAACCUUGGCGACCCCAAUAAAAUCUGCUCAGCCUUCAUUGGGCGCCAUGGAGCUACUGGGUCACUCGUUCACCCACCAGCUACAAGAGCAGAUCUUCAGCUCUAUCACCCAGUUUUCAAGUGAGCUCAGUCGCAAGAUGAUGAUCAUCAACGAAGAACUCUCGCACAAAAUAUGCCUGGAACUGUCACAGAAGUACCAAAAGAUGUUUGACCAGCUAAAGGACAGCUUUCAUCAAGAUAUUUCCCAAAUGUCGCAGUUCGUGGGUGACAUUAAAGAUCUCUUGCAUCUGCCAGAGGACGAGCUUGCUAGGAGAAUCCGCUCGAAAAAGUUUAAGUAA
Lachancea dasiensis is the source of this 2403-nucleotide messenger RNA. NCBI's taxonomy places the organism in Eukaryota, Fungi, Ascomycota, Saccharomycetes, Saccharomycetales, Saccharomycetaceae. The record is from the annotation of a GenBank genome assembly.